This is a messenger RNA of Daucus carota subsp. sativus, 1653 nucleotides long. RefSeq names its product mitochondrial metalloendopeptidase OMA1-like. The record is from RefSeq and is a predicted model, not a curated record. Gene Ontology annotation, molecular function: metalloendopeptidase activity. Bases 333 to 1298 code for a protein of 321 amino acids. Gene Ontology annotation, cellular component: membrane. NCBI's taxonomy places the organism in Eukaryota, Viridiplantae, Streptophyta, Magnoliopsida, Apiales, Apiaceae. The transcript has 2 exons.
GGGAUCAGAGAUUAAUAAUGUUUGGGUUAUCAAGCAGGAAAAGGUACUGAGCCUUUAUAUUUUUCAGGUAGCAACCCUUGUUAUUAGACACAAGAAGGGAAAUUUUUUCAGAAGCAUGGAUACUACAUGGACCACACAGCUAGACCAAUUGUGAGUAGAGGGUCGAAUCAUACUGACAUGUUUGUUACAUGAGUCCUGAGUAGAUGCGUGAUCCACUUCUUGUGGAAGAAGUUCUUAUGAUUGGUCUCAUUUGCAAGGUUUAUAAGCUAGCUUCAGCCUUCAGGUGAGUGUAUGUUUUGAUUUAUUUCUUGAUAUUUUCAUAGUGCAAACUCAUGGGUCUAUUAAGAUUAUGUAAUCACAGUGUUAGAUUUUCUAGUGUUCUGAGGUUCCCAUGUUAUCCUCGUACAGUAACAUCACUUCAAAGGGUCACUAGUUUAGCCAGUGUCAAGACCUGUGAUGGUCCUGAAAACUUAUUGUCUGGUUUUGAAUUAGAUCAGAAAUUUUACAACCCAUUGAGACAUUUUGUUGGAACAAGGCAAUACUCUGUUCAUAAAUUGUUGGGGUCAGGUUUCGACCAAGAACUAAGCAAACCAUCGAGACAUUUUGUUGGAACAAGGUAUUACUCUGUUUCCAAGAUUCAGAAAUAUGUGUAUAGACCUCUAGUGAAGUGUUUGAGUUAUGUCACUUUUUUCACUGGGAAGUUUGAAAUCACACCUUAUACAAAUAUAACUCUUUAUGUGUUCCCUUUUUACAAUAAAAUCUAUGGAGAGAUGUUAUUUUCGAGUUUGAAACAAGAUUGUGGAAGGGGGUUGAGACUGCCCCUGACUGACCCCCGGUGUAUUCGAGUUGAAUCAAUUGCCACAAAGAUUCUUAAAGCAUUACAGAGGGAGACGGGUAGGCGUCAUGUGUUGGCUGAUCAACAAUGGAUUAAAGAUAAUGUUGAUGGGAAGGUUAAACUGGUAGAGAGAAGUGCAAGAACUGAGGAGUCGACAGAUGUGCAUUUGAAGGAGGGAAUAAAUUGGGAGGUUUUUGUGCUCGAUCUUCCUAUAAUUAACGCAGGUGCUCAAGGUAUCGGGGAAAAUAUGGGGAAGAUUAUUUUGUCUACGGGCUUGUUUGAUGUUUAUAAGAGUGAUGAAGAGCUAGAAAUCAUUAUUGCACAUGAGGUUGGGCAUGUAAUUUCUCGACAUAUGCAAAGACGUUUUCUUUGGCUUCCAUUGAAGAAGAUUUAUCACCGUGUGAUAAAUGGCUAUGAUUCUGAGAUACAUUAUCGUUUGAGGUUGGAAUAUAUCCUCAAUUAAGCUCAUAAUUUGCUAUGCUUCCACAAUAGAUUUCCUCAUAGUUACAUGUACUAUGUUUCCCUGAUUUACUAUGCUUGAUCAUUGUUCCUCUCUCUUUUCUUAGUGGAAACUCUUGAAUCCAACUUUAUCCGCUGAAAUACUUGCAAAGGUCCUAGCAUCUUUUCCACACCAUCUAGAACUGACCUCUAUGAAUGUUGUUUACCUUUCGCCACUUUUUUUCCUCCUUCUGAUCAUAAAUUCUUGUUUGUGGCAUGUAGCCUUUUGUAGAUCCAUUCUUCAAUGUCACUUUCACUGGUAUGUGAGUUUAGAUAGUUAUAGGUGAAGGAAGUCUCUUAAAUAGAGAAAAGAUGUUAUU